UGGACCAAAUUAGGCCCACUAAACCCAGAUCCUUCUCGUAGAAAUCUCACACAGCACAGUCCACGCUUGUGGGCUUCUCUUUUCUUUCCCCUCGUCUUCCAGCAAGGAGGAGAUGCGGAGGGCGUCACCUUCCCCGUCUCCGGCGAGGGGUACGGCGAUCUUCGCCGCGGCGGCCGUGGUGUUACUGCCGGCCUUAUUCCCCCGGAUGUUCUCUCCGCUCGGCCACGCCUUCCCUUCGCUCUUCUCGGAGUGGAAUGCACCUAAGCCAAUGCAUCCUUCUCUUUUAAAUGAGGCUUUGCGGUGGGCAAUUCCAGGUGAGCAGAAGAGAGAGCUCUGGUCACCCUUGUCUUAUCAGGGGUGGAAACCAUGCUUAAAGUCAUCAAUUUCUCAUGCAUUACCUCUGGAGCCAAGUGGAUACAUACAGGUAUUUCUUGACGGUGGACUUAACCAGCAAAGAAUGGGGAUAUGUGAUGCAGUUGCAGUUGCAAAGAUUCUUAAUGCUACUCUUGUUAUCCCACAUCUUGAAGUAAACCCUGUUUGGAAGGACUCGAGCUCAUUCGAAGAAAUUUUUGAUGUCGAUCACUUUAUCAACUCCCUAAAAGAUGAUGUUUCCAUCAUCAAAGUACUUCCAAAAGAAUUUUCUUGGAGCACAAGAGAGUACUAUGGCACAGGCAUCCGUGCUACGAGAAUAAAAACUGCACCUCUUCACGCCUCAGCAAAGUGGUAUCUGGAGAAUGUCAGUCCUAUCCUGCAAAGCUAUGGUAUUGCUGCUAUUGCCCCCUUUUCUCACCGCCUCGCAUUUGAUGAUCUGCCUGCGGAUCUUCAACGUUUGCGUUGUAAAGUUAACUUCCAAGCCCUGGUAUUUCGGCCUCACAUUAUCUCGCUCGGGGAAACUCUUGUGAAGCGCUUGAGGUCUCCUGUCCAGGGGCAUUCCGAUGAAUCUAUCCAUCAAGUUGUAGAAGAAAGCACAAAUCAAGCCGGAAAAUAUGCAGUUUUGCACCUCCGUUUUGAUAAGGAUAUGGCUGCACAUUCAUCCUGUGACUUUGGAGGUGGCAGAGCUGAAAAAUUAGCUCUGGCUAAGUACAGGAAAGUUAUCUGGCAAGGGAGGGUAUUGAAUUCACAGCUAACUGAUGAGGAGCUUCGGAACACAGGACGCUGCCCGUUGACCCCAGAAGAAAUUGGGCUGGUACUGGUAGCCCUCGGCUUUGACAGCAGAACUCGACUCUAUCUUGCUUCUCACAAGGUAUAUGGUGGGGAAGCCAGGAUCUCUAGCUUACGCAAACUUUUCCCAUUAAUGGAGGAUAAAAGAAGCCUUGCAUCCGAAGAGGAACUUGCUGAUGUUGAAGGGAAGGCUUCUGUGCUAGCAGCUCUUGACUAUUAUAUCAGCAUGCAUAGUGAUAUUUUCAUCUCUGCAUCACCUGGGAAUAUGCACAAUGCUUUGUUGGCUCACCGGACAUAUGAGAACUUGAAGACAAUAAGACCAAACAUGGCAUUGCUGGGCCGCAUCUUUGUGAACAAAAGCAUGGAGUGGUUAGAUUUUCAGCAGGCUGUACAGGCAGGGCACAAGGGAAGAUAUGGGCAAAUCAGGCUGAGGAAGCCAAAGCAAUCUAUCUAUACCUAUCCGGCGCCAGAUUGUAUGUGCCAUGGGUAGACUCCUAAAUGCCACAUCAAAGACUGCUGUGCUAGGCUCUUCAGCUCAAGGGUUCUGCUAGAUCACCAGCUAAUCUGUCAAUGGCGCUCCUUACUGGCAAUUUCUAGCUCUCUUGGAUUGCGACAUUUGGUUCCGGUGUUUUGGUGGUUUAGUCAUUUAGCUCAUUCAGUUGAACCUUAACUUAUACCAACUUUCUUGUUCUUUCUUUCUUUCUUUUUUGAGAACUUAUGCCAACUUGACUUGUAGCCUCCACGAAGACAAUCCCUUCCCGGUAACAUGUAAAUUUUGAGACCGCUGCCGUGCACUAAUCAUUUUCCCCCUGUUCAUAAUACAGUCUAUGCAGAUGUAAUUAACAGAAAUUCUUGGUUGUGACUGGUUUUAGCA
Molecule: messenger RNA, 2035 nt
Organism: Setaria italica (foxtail millet)
Lineage: Eukaryota; Viridiplantae; Streptophyta; Magnoliopsida; Poales; Poaceae
Exons: 10
Coding region: 113-1651 (512 amino acids)
Source: RefSeq, a predicted model, not a curated record